AUGGAUCUGUGGACCGCCACCCAUGGCUAUUACAAAGACCAUUUCUCCUGCAUGCCCGCCCAUUUCCGAACCCGGAAUCGCGGAAUGACGCCGAGCUCCAUUAGUCCGGACUCAAGAUGGCCAAUCAACAACAUUGCCGAUCGGGGUGUCUUUGAUUCGGGUCUAGCCGCGCCCUCGCCUCGGCCCCAUCCUGUAUCUGGAACUAUUGGCGUCUCGCGCUGGAGUCGAGCAUCCACUUUGCAAGGAACCCCUCGCCCAAGCCUUCACCAACAAGCUCACCGAGGGGUUCCCCAGCUAUCACUGCUCCAGUUGUCUCCAAGGUCGAGACGAACCUCUCGGUCGAUCAGUUCCUGCUUCUCCGCCUCCGUCCCACGUGGAAAACCGAGUCGUCGCCAGUCGAAGACAGGAUCACCCGUCGAGCCAUCCUCUACAUGUACCCCCCAGAAGAAGAACGAAGAACACCAGAACACCAAGUCCCAUCGCAUCACGAUUCACCUCCCCACCAAGCCACCGACAACCCCCGCCAUGGCAGCCACCACGACGAUUGACGUCCCACACCUGGGCGGGAUCAAAGCAGGGUACGCGCUCUCGGGCGGCGUGUACGACCCGUCCAAACCCACCUGCGUGCUGAUCAACUCCAUGUGCACGACGGUAUCGCUCUACCGGCCGCAAUUCUCCGACGCCAGCCUCACGGACGCGCUCAACCUGCUCGCGAUCGAGCCGCUGGGCCACGGCGCGACCCGCUGCGCCACCGAGCACUUCACCUACUGGGACACGGCCGUCAUGGCGCUGCAGGUCAUGGACAAGCUGGGCGUGGACAAGGCGUUCGCGCUCGGUACCAGCCAGGGCGGCUGGAUGGUCGCGCGCAUGGCGCUGCUUGCGCCCGAGCGUAUACAGGGCCUGGUGUUGCUGGGUACGUCGAUGGAUUAUGAGUCGGCGGAUUCGAGGAGUAAGGGGUGCUGGGACCCGAAGACGCUGCUGGAGCCGUUUUAUGAGAAGUGGUGCAGUCCGGUUCCGACGCCCGAGUUUGUGGUGGAUGAUGUGUGGUGUGGGAUGGUGGCGUCGCUGGGGUUUGGGGCCGGUGGUACGGCUGAGAUGGUUGCGUUCUGGACCGAGACGCUGAAGGGGGUGUAUACCGGUGACGAGGGCAGGAAGAAGCUUAAGAUGGCGCUCGCCUGCCUGCUGGACAGGGAUGGGCUCUGCCGUAGGCUAAUAAGGCCAAAGGGAACUGAGGACGCGCCGUUCAGCACGACGGUCCCCGCGGAGCAGAUCAAGCUGUUCACUUCCUCUAAGGAGGCCACUCUCACCAUAAUCCAGGGCGGCCACCACUACUUGAAUGCAACAAACCCCAAGGAGGUCGGCGCCAGUCUGCUCCAGAUGGUCAACAAAUACAAAUGA
Chaetomium globosum CBS 148.51 is the source of this 1398-nucleotide messenger RNA. RefSeq lists its product as uncharacterized. The coding region runs from base 1 to 1398 and encodes 465 amino acids. The transcript is spliced from 3 exons. Lineage: Eukaryota; Fungi; Ascomycota; Sordariomycetes; Sordariales; Chaetomiaceae. The record is from RefSeq and is a predicted model, not a curated record.